Drosophila kikkawai is the source of this 1353-nucleotide messenger RNA. RefSeq lists its product as uncharacterized. The record is from RefSeq and is a predicted model, not a curated record. NCBI's taxonomy places the organism in Eukaryota, Metazoa, Arthropoda, Insecta, Diptera, Drosophilidae.
CUGUUCAAUCGCGGUUGCUUAUAGAUUUAUAAUAAUUUAUAGAUUGUUAAAGAUUCUUCAAACAAAAAAAUGAGUACCGAAGUCUACAAGCCUGUACUAACCCGUGAAAAUCGCCUGGAACUGUUUACCUUGGACGAGUGUAAAGAGAUUUUGUUAAAUUUAUUAAACGAUAAGAAACAGCGGGGUGUCUUGAAACGUUUUGAAAUAGUGCCGGCCUCGGAACAUGUGGGUUUCUUGGGUGAAUACUUUCACCUGAAUCUCACCUAUCAGUUGGAGCAACAAGAAAAUGAAACGACCACGCGACUGUUUGUCAAAUCAGUGAUUUUUCAGAAUGCCAAUAUGGAAUUCUAUAUGGAGAAGAUGGGCAUCAUUAAAAAGGAGAUUAAGCUGUAUGAAUUGCUGCUUAGUCGGUUAAAGCAGUUUUCCCCCCAUGUCUGGUGUGCCAAGUGCUAUUUCAGCCGCGAUGAUCUUUUUGUGAUGCAAAAUGUGGAGGACAUGGGUUAUGUGGCCUUGCCAGCAGGCACUCGUUACCUUAGCGAGGAGCAGCUGAGUCCUAUACUGAAAACCCUGGCCACUUUGCAUGCGUGCAGUAUUGCCUAUGAAAAGGAGCAGGGCAAAACCAUUGGAGUUGAGUUAAAAGAGUGGCUAAAGGAAAUGUCUGUGGAUCCGGAUGUUGAGUGGUACACUACGGGCUUGAGGGCCGUCUUAGCAGUCGUUGCCACCCAUCCCGAUGUCCGCGAUAAUGCCCAAGCUCAGUCAUAUAUAGCUAAAGACUUACCCAGAUAUUUGGAUAACGUGUACUACAUGGUUAACCCCUCACCAGUCCAUCGGAAUGUGUUUGUCCAUCGCGAUGCCUGGGGUGCAAAUGUCUUUUAUCACAAGGAGCAGGCACAGGAGAAGAGAUCCCUCCUAGUCGACUUCCAGCUGUGUCGCUAUGCCCCACCAGCCAUAGACUUUCAUCUGGUCAGCUACCUCAAUCUGGAGCCAUCCAAACGUAAAGAGAUUAUAGGAAAUCUAAUCAAAACCUAUUACAAUACCUUGACUGAGGAUCUCAGGGAAAUGGGCAACGAUGCCAGCAAAGAACAACUAAGUUUCAAGGAAUUUGAGCAAUCCCUCAAGGACUUUGCUUUAUUUGGUGCCACCUACAAUUGUAUAGCUGCCACGAUCCUGCGAUUGCCCGAUAAUUAUCUGAAGAACCUUAAGGAUACAAAACCAGCGGACUUUCAUCGUUUCUGUAAUGUGGAUCGCACUGAGGAUGUUUUACGUUUGAUGAAAGAUCAUCCAGACUUCAGGGAUUAUAUGUACGAGUGUGUGGGAGAUUUACUGGAACUGACAUAUAAUAAAAUAAACUGA